AUGAUGCGCCCAAGGCCCGCGUCUUCCAUGCAGAAGACAUACGACGAGUGCUAUCUCGCAUGCUCCACCGCGGUAUACUUUGAGGGCCAGAACAAUGAAGAGGAAGCAUUGCGGUCCUGGCGAUCAGCCCUCGAGACCAUUUACCACCACAAUGCCCGCCGCGUACCGUCAAAUUAUACUCCGAAAUCCGAAACCGAGAAAGCCCUGCAGGACUCCAUCCGGGCGCUGGAGGUUCAAUGCCGAGAGCGGGUCGAUCUCCUAGGUGCUCUCCGCGCAAGCAGGAAAGAAUCCGCAGAGGCAAUUGGCCAUAAAGAGAGCGCUACGCUCACCAAAGGCAGACCUGUCCCAAGCAUACCGCCGCCAUCACCAUCAUCUAACCUUCCCGGCUGGAUCGGAGAUGGAACUAUCCCUGCCGUGGGCUACACCGACCUUUCCAAACCGGCCGCCAUACCAGGCCGCCCUGCCCUGCCAACGAGACACAGUUAUGAACCAUCGCCAUUCUUCGACGAUGCCGGUCCAGCGACUCUAUCAGCGGCUGGUACGCCUGCACUGCGUGUGGACUCGAAUUCUUCGGAAAAGACCAAGUCGCGUGGCUCCAGUCCUGAACGCCGGAAACCAAUGUUGACAACUUUGCGCAAUACCGAUGGUAAGAAAAAUGGCAAGAAAGUCAAGCUUGCAUCGAAGAAAAAGGACUCAAGGCAUGCCGCCUCCAAGGCAGCCGGCCUGGCCUGGGGUAGCAUAUACCGUUCUGCGUCGAGUGAAAAGCCUGUGAGCGAAGCAGCUCUCGUAUCGUCCCGUUACAGCGCCGCCAAUGACCCCAGCUUCCGGCGAGAGCCAGAACCACGGUCUAGCUCUGGGGAUGAGCCUCUUCAGGCGAGAAUCCGUACAUCCCGAGAUUCGGCUGGGGACCGGAUCCCUGCUGCCCAUUGGCGAGAACCUGUUCGUUCAUCUCCGAGUAGGUCCUCGCCAAAACCGCCUACUCAACCACCGCCGCCGCCUCGUGGACUUCGACCUCCGCCCGACAGCCCCAAAAUACGAAUUCCAUCUCCCCCAAUAGCCAUGCCGAACCCAGCCGAUUUUACCACACCACCGAAACCAUCCGUCAAACCAAAGCCUGUGGCCUUGCGGUCUUCCCGUCAGCCUUCAAGGCAGCCGUCAAGCCAACCAUCAAGUCAUCCAACAAGCCAUCCAAUGCAAACUACCAAGUCCGAGCAUAUCUCCCGGACGGUGACACCUCGGCUUGAUCUCGAACCAAAGUCUCCGAUUGAUAAGCCCCGAACAAAAUCAGCGCCUAGAAUCACCCAAGUUGCCGAUACGGCCCGUGCUUCUCCCUCACCUGGUAGUGCCGAUGACCUCCACCACGGUGUCGAUCGGCUGGCUAUCUCCCCAAGGAAUGGGGAUAGCGCAACCCGCCGCAAACCCCCGCCAGUCAAACGACAGGAGACACCACCGUCCAGUGACCAAGAGUCUUCGGAUCAGCGGACAAUAGGCAGUGAUGCAGAAGAUGAGGAUGAGGAAGAUGACAGUGAAAUCUCGAGGGUCAUGGAAAAGUUGCCCAAGGGUGUAGAUCCCCAGUCAGCAAGACAGAUCCUGAACGAUAUCGUAGUCCGCGGUGACGUAGUACACUGGGAUGAUAUCGCAGGCUUAGAGGGGGCCAAAAAGGCCCUCAAAGAAGCAGUGGUCUACCCAUUCCUCCGUCCCGACCUCUUCUCGGGUCUUCGUGAGCCAGCUCGCGGAAUGCUCCUCUUCGGGCCCCCAGGCACAGGCAAAACUAUGCUCGCACGAGCAGUAGCCACAGAAUCAAAGUCCACCUUCUUCUCCGUCUCCGCAUCAAGCCUAACAUCUAAAUGGCAUGGUGAAAGCGAAAAGCUCGUGCGCGCUCUAUUCGGACUCGCCAAAGCCCUCGCUCCAUCCAUCAUCUUUGUCGACGAGAUCGACUCCCUCCUCUCUGCCCGAUCAUCUGGCUCCGAGCACGAAGCCUCCCGUCGUUCCAAAACCGAAUUCCUGGUCCAAUGGUCCGAUCUCCAGCGCGCAGCUGCAGGCCGCGAACAAACAAGUCGCGAGAAAAAGGAGGGCGACGCCAGCCGUGUCUUGGUCUUAGCUGCUACCAAUAUGCCCUGGGAUAUCGACGAAGCUGCACGCCGCCGUUUCGUCCGUCGCCAGUACAUUCCUCUGCCAGAACACCAUGUCCGCGAGCAACAGCUCCGCAGGCUUAUCAGUCACCAGCACCACCAGCUGAGCGAUGCUGAUAUCGAGGUCCUGGUUCGUGUCACAGAAGGCUUCUCCGGCUCGGAUAUAACAGCCCUCGCCAAAGACGCGGCCAUGGGUCCCCUGCGCAAUCUGGGCGAGGCCCUCCUCCACACCCCCAUGGACCAGAUCCGUGCCAUCAUCUUCCAGGACUUCGAAGCAAGUCUGUCUUCUAUUCGGCCCAGUGUAUCUCCCGACGGGCUUCGGAAAUAUGAGGAUUGGGCAAGAGAAUUUGGUGAGAGAGGUGGAUAG
Messenger RNA from Penicillium paradoxum, 2499 nucleotides. RefSeq lists its product as uncharacterized. Bases 1 to 2499 code for a protein of 832 amino acids. NCBI's taxonomy places the organism in Eukaryota, Fungi, Ascomycota, Eurotiomycetes, Eurotiales, Aspergillaceae. The record is from RefSeq and is a predicted model, not a curated record. The transcript has 3 exons. Gene Ontology annotation, molecular function: ATP binding; ATP hydrolysis activity.